Molecule: messenger RNA, 1533 nt
Organism: Anisakis simplex (herring worm)
Lineage: Eukaryota; Metazoa; Nematoda; Chromadorea; Rhabditida; Anisakidae
Source: the annotation of a GenBank genome assembly
UUUGAGAAUGAAACAACCAAAAUACCGCUUAUCGAGCCUGAAGGAUCUGGCUCAGAGGCUCAAGAAAAAAGGAGUUCUUUGGCGAUAUUCUUUAUUCUCAUGGUAAUUGUUCUGGCCACUUUACUUGUACAUUUGCUGAUUGUGUCGAAAUUUCAUUACAUUCCUGAGAGCUUAGCUAUCGUUAUGCUUGGUGCCUUUAUUGGAUUCGUUUUAUCGUAUAGUGAGCGAGAUUGGCGUGAAGUGGAAUCAUUUAGUCCGAACUUUUUUUUCUUAGUUCUUCUACCACCGAUUAUUUUUGAAAGUGGUUAUAAUCUGCAUAAAGGCGAUUUUUUCGCAAACAUUUUCCCAAUUUUAACUUUCGCCAUUAUUGGAACGGCCGUAUCCGCUUUUGUGAUUGGUUCGUCGUUGUAUAUACUGGGACAGGCGGAUUUGAUUUAUCGAUUAAGUGCAAUGGAAAGUUUUGCAUUUGGUUCGAUGAUCUCUGCGGUCGAUCCGGUCGCUACAUUAGCCAUAUUUCAAGCGCUUAAUGUUGAGCCGAUUCUGUAUAUGUUAGUAUUUGGUGAGUCAAUGCUGAACGAUGCGGUAGCAAUAGUACUAACGUCAACGGCCCUUGAACUGGCACACCCAGCAAUAAGCAGCAGCUCUCUUUCCACGAGUCGUACACUGCUGAUGGCACUGUAUCGUUUCACUUUUGUUUUUAUCGUUUCCGCUGUUUUGGGUGCAGCAAUCGGCUUCAUUUCUGCUUUAUUGUUCAAACAUGUUGACCUUCGUAAAACUCCAUCGCUCGAGUUUGCACUGCUUCUCGUUUUUGCUUACUUACCAUACGGGCUUGCGGAGGCUAUAUCUCUUUCAGGUAUAAUGGCAAUUCUAUUUUGUUCAAUUACAAUGUCUCAGUAUACACACUUUAAUGUCUCUCCAGUAACACAAAUCACGAUGCAGCAAACAUUUCGAACUCUUGCUUUCGUUGCGGGUAUGCGUGGUGCAGUAGCGUUUGCUUUAGCACUUCAUAUAUCAGCUGAGGAUGAAACCACAAAACGCAUGCUUCUCACCACCACAUUGUGUAUAACUCUCUUUACAAUUAUAUUCCUUGGUGGCUCUACUCUACCGUUAAUGAAGAUACUUAAUGAACUUUCCACAGUUCGUUUGAGUUCACAGAAAAGGAAACGUUCUCGACGUCGCAGAGAACGUAAACGAAGAAAGUCGCCCGUUUUACUGAGUAAAACACAAGAAAUGUUCAUUUUUGAUCACUCAGAAGCGAUGACAUCUGCAAAUGAAGAUGCUGGUACAACUAUACGAAGUCGUCACUCAAAUGCAACUCCCAAUGCAGUUUCCAGGUUCAACGAACGCUUCGUAAAGCCGAUGUUCGUGCGCAAAUUUACCUCUCAGGAAAUGAUGGAAAACAGAGUAAAGUUACGCAAUUUGGCUUGCGAAGUAUUGAACGAUGGAGGUAAUAAUGAAAUGAUGCAUAUCGGAUUUGAACAGUCUUCAUCGGAUGAAUUAUUUGGUGUCGCUACAGAUCCACUUUUGCGGUAG